This is a messenger RNA of Suillus discolor, 498 nucleotides long. RefSeq lists its product as uncharacterized. The transcript is spliced from 3 exons. The record is from RefSeq and is a predicted model, not a curated record. Lineage: Eukaryota; Fungi; Basidiomycota; Agaricomycetes; Boletales; Suillaceae. The coding region runs from base 1 to 498 and encodes 165 amino acids.
AUGUGUACCUUUACCCUGUGCACCUUUGGCUUGCUCGAUUGCCCCUCGUUGCCCCUGUUGAGCACAUGGAUCACUGUCGAAAUACAAGAAGCAUUUUACGAUGCAUUCCAAAUGGAACUGCGCAUGCAGGUGGAGCUGAUGAGGAAGUCUGUUGCUGCUAGGCGUAGCAACGCCUACCUAUGCAAUCUUGGGUUAGAUUUACUCAUUCUGCAGGCCAAGAUGCACCGUGCCAAUGCUGAAAAUAAGCUCUAUACGCUGGCCAUUCAAAACACUUCUGAAUCCAGCUCCUCUGACCUCACUAAUGCAGUUGCAGGUUUAUGGACAUUCUGGGAUCAAACUAUCUCAACGCAUUUGUCCUCAGAGGAAUUGAAUUGCCAUGACGAGGACAUUGAUGACAGCAUGACCGACUGUGACGACGAUGGCACGGACGACUGUGAUGAACAUGACACAGACGAUGAUGACACGGACGACAAUGACACCGAAGUUUGCUCUCGCUGA